AUGGCAGCUAGAAAUAUCACUUUCAUCAGCGACUUAGACAAUAUGAGGGAUGAUUACACACUAAAAGUGUGUAUCAUCCGGUUGUGGAGAUCAUUUUCCGAAUCUGACCCCACUGUUGUGAAAUCAAUUGAAAUGAUAUUAAUGGAUGAAAUGGGUACAAAAAUCAGAGCCAGUGUCUACCGAAAAGAUUUCCAAAGGUUUGACUCCAAACUGAAAGAAGAUGACGCUAUUUACAUCCGAUCCUUCACUAUAGCUCCAAACAAAUACACUUUUAAAAUAAGUGAUGUAACCUCCAAGUUAAACUUGCAUGGACAAACAACGGUUCAUGAGUGUCUUGGUUUUCAAUACAAAACAAAAUAUGAGUUUUGUUUUGUAUCGUUUGAAACCAUUAUCUCUGCGACAACUACAUCUAAUAUCUCAAUUGAUGUUAUAGGUGAAGUUGUUUCGUUAGGCAAGUUGGAUUCCCGUGAUGUUAGCAAAUCGAAACAUAGGCUAACUUUACAAAUCAGAAACUUAGAAGGUUUGCAAGUUAACGUCACAUUGUUUGCAGAUUUCGCAUACCAAGUGAUUUCUUAUCUUGAAGCUCAUAAACAAGUUGGUCGUGUGGUUAUUAUUUUGCAGUUUGCAAGACUUAAUGUCUAUAACGGAAUUCCUUCUGUUAACAAUUAUUUUGAUCACACACGUAUGUUCAUAAAUGCUGAUCUUCCCGAAAUUGUGGCCUUCACAGAUAGGUCGGGAAAUUUAUCAUUGUUGGUACAAUUUACUAUACGACAAGAUAUUGAUUGGUAUUAUGAUGCGUGUUCAAACUGUGGAAAGAAAGUUGAUCGAAGAGAUGUUUUUAGCGGUCCAGAUAGUGGUGAUGCAAGUGUGGUUGUUGAAUGCUCUACUGAUAAGUGUAAAAAAAAGGAGAUUUCUUCAGCUCCAAGGUAUAAAAUACCUAUUCGUGUCCAAGAUGAUUCUGGCACAAUCACACUAACUCUGUUUGAUAGAGAUGCUUAUAGACUUGUCAAACAACGUGCAAGUGAGCUCAUAGAGAAAAUCAAACAGGCAGGUAAUUCUGGAAAUCCUGAUGAUAUAGAAAUCGCAUCUCACGAAACGAAGUCGUUGAAGGACGCCAUCUCACAGACCGGUGAUAAUUUGACGCCUUCCAUGCCCGACAAAUUAGAAGCUACAAGUCCUUUCAAGUUUAAUUCACCCCCAAAUGUAAAAAAACGAAACGUUGGAGAUACAAUUGAUGUUGAUGAAUAUGAUAAUGUCAAUUCGUCUACAAAAGUACCGCGCUUGAAUUCCAAGGUCGAUGGCAACACAGGAGUUGUCCAUCGAAGUAAAAACGUAUCCGCAUCUACAUCAAGUGCCAAUGUUUCAAAAAAAUCAAUGUUACCAAAUCAUCCUUCACAUUUAAAUGUUAGAACUCCUUUAUCUAACAUUUCCAAUGUCAUGGAUAUUUCCAAUAACAGUUUUCAAUCACCGUCAACAAACAUCAGCUUCGAUUCUAACGAAACAUUCAAAGGAGUGGUCAAUCGAAACAAAAACGUAUGCACAUCUAUGUCAAAUGGGAAAAUGUCAAAACAACCAAUGUUACAAACACCUUCAUAUUUAAAUUUUAGAACUCCGUUAUCUAACAUUUCCAAUGUCAUGGAUAUCUCCAAUAACAGUUUUCAAACACCGUUACCAAACAUCGGAAUGGAUUCAAACGACAAAAUCAACGGAGUUGUUCGUCGAAAUAAAAACAUAACCUCAUCUGAAUCAACUGCAAACAUGUCAAAACAAUCAAUUUUACAAAAUCCUCCUUCACAUUUAAAUGUUAGAACUCCGUUAUCUAACAUUUCCAAUGUGGAGAAAAAUCAACGAUCUACAUCAAAUUCUUCUGUCCUUGAUGAUGAUAUUAUACAAGAUUUGAAAUUGAUGUUAGAUUCAAAUAAUGUCUUGGUUCAAUCUUAUAGGAUGGUUAGAGAUUGUUUUAAUGAAAAUCCUUGUGCUGAUAUCAAGUUGAGAAUUAUUGGAAGAAGGGACCAAGAUGGAAGGACAUACAACCUACCGUCUGCUUCUGAGGUAGCAGCUUUGAUUGUUGGAGAUAUUGGUGAUUCAAUUGAUAAUAGAGAUAUUGUUGUUCAAACUUCAUCUGAGUUGACAUACCACAUCGAGGUAUUACAUCUUCAAGCAACAACAAGCGGCCCAACUGUACAAUGA
Molecule: messenger RNA, 2190 nt
Organism: Lactuca virosa
Lineage: Eukaryota; Viridiplantae; Streptophyta; Magnoliopsida; Asterales; Asteraceae
Source: the annotation of a GenBank genome assembly